UCUGCGGCCCCAGCAUCGACAUCGGGAACGACAUCAGUGAGUUCAGGCGUCUGGAGAACUGCACGGUGGUGGAGGGAUACCUGCAGAUCUUGCUCAUCGGCGACAAAAACAAUAACAACAUCAACCAGGAGUUCUUCCGCUCGCUCAGCUUCCCAAAGCUCACCAUGGUCACCGACUACCUGCUGCUGUUCCGCGUCUCCGGCCUCGACAGCCUCAGCACGUUGUUUCCAAACCUCGCCGUCAUCCGUGGGCGAAACUUAUUCUACAACUACGCCCUGGUGAUCUUCGAGAUGACCAGUCUGAAGGACAUCGGGCUUCUCAACCUGAGGAACAUCACGAGAGGCGCCAUUCGGAUCGAGAAAAACCCCGAGCUCUGCUACCUGGACUCUGUUGAUUGGUCUCUUAUUCUGGACGCCGAGUUCAACAAUUACAUCGCCGGGAACAAACAGUCGAAGGAAUGCAGCGAUGUUUGUCCGGGCAUCAUGGAGAACAGCCCUCAGUGCAGCAAGACCAUGUUCAACAACAACUACAACUACCGCUGCUGGAACUCCAACCACUGCCAGAAAG
Notothenia coriiceps (black rockcod) is the source of this 567-nucleotide messenger RNA. RefSeq names its product insulin-like growth factor 1 receptor. The record is from RefSeq and is a predicted model, not a curated record. The annotation marks the transcript as partial. The transcript has a single exon. NCBI's taxonomy places the organism in Eukaryota, Metazoa, Chordata, Actinopteri, Perciformes, Nototheniidae.